Epinephelus lanceolatus (giant grouper) is the source of this 1893-nucleotide messenger RNA. NCBI's taxonomy places the organism in Eukaryota, Metazoa, Chordata, Actinopteri, Perciformes, Serranidae. The record is from RefSeq and is a predicted model, not a curated record.
CCAAAGUCAUGCUAAGAUUAGAACCUUGAAGGACUACGACGUGUUUUACCCUCUGGCAAAGGAGAAUAUUGAAAAACACACUGUGUGCCAAAAAGAAUAAAAAUGCAUUCCACCUGGAUUGGGAUCACUCUCUUCUUGCUCUGUCCAACUGUGAUUUAUGGUGGGAAGGUUCUCGUUUUUCCAGUGGAUGGGAGCCACUGGGUGAACAUGAAAAUCAUUAUUGAGGAACUACACUCAAGGGGCCACCACGUUUCUGUUGUGCGAUCAUCAGACAGCUGGUACAUCAAGGAAACCUCCCCAUCCUAUACUUCAAUUACACUCGAUACAGAAUCUGGAUUUGAUGAAGAAUUUUUAACUGCAUUUGUGACCCAGUUGCUGGAAAUCCAGAGGGGAGGGAAGUCUGCCUGGACACGUUUCAAACUGGAGAUGGAAAUGGCACAAAAGUCUUCUGAGAUGCAUGUGAAAACAAGCAAAAUGCUUGAGCUGCUUUUUGAGAACAAAGAUCUGAUGCAGUCUCUACGGGAUGCCAAAUAUGAUCUUGUCCUUACAGACCCUGUUACACCAAUAGGUGUUGUAUUUGCCCGCUACCUAAGAUUGCCUCUUGUUUACAAUGUGAGAUGGACCAGUCAAGGUGAAGGUCAUUUUUCAAUCGCACCUUCUCCUCUGUCUUACAUCCCUAUUGUAGGGACUGAGCUCCCAGAUAAAAUGAGCUUUCUUCAGAGAGUUCUCAACGUAAUUGCUUUUGGCUUUGGAGAGUAUCAGAUAGCACAGUAUGUUUUACCAUAUUAUGCUGGCAUAAUUGAUAAAUAUUUAGGUCCAGACACAGACUUUUUAACCCUCUUUGCAGCAGCAGACAUUUGGCUGAUGAGAGUGGACUUUGUGUUUGAGUUCCCUCGUCCCACCAUGCCUAAUGUCGUCUAUAUGGGAGGGUUUCAGUGUAAACCUGCAAAACCUCUCCCUGAACACUUCGAGGAGUUUGUGCAGAGUUCUGGAGAGCAUGGAGUCAUCAUCAUGUCUCUGGGGACACUAAUUGGAGAGCUUCCCCGUGACCUAGCUGAUGAGAUCGCUGCAGCUUUUGCUAAAUUACCACAGAAAGUCAUCUGGAGACAUAAAGGUGACAGGCCGGCCACUCUGGGCAACAACACUUUACUAGUCGACUGGAUGCCACAGAACGAUCUCCUAGGACAUGCCAAGACAAAACUAUUCGUGGCUCAUGGAGGAACAAACGGUGUUCAAGAAGCAAUCUACCACGGAGUUCCUAUCUUGGGACUUCCUUUGAUUUUUGAUCAGCGUGAUAAUCUAUUAAGAAUUGAAGUGAGAGGAGCAGGGAAGAUAAUUGAUAUUUUUAGUAUGAAUGAAGACAUAUUCUUUCAGGGUGUUCAGGAAGUCCUGAAUGAGCCCUCCCACAGGAUGAACAUGGAGAGACUCUCCAGGCUGCACAGAGAUCUGCCAAUGAAGCCGCUAGAUACCGCCAUCUUCUGGAUAGAGUUUGUCAUGAGACACAAAGGUGCAGCUCACCUGAGAACUGAGUCCUACAGACUGCCCCUGUACUCCUACCACUCUGUUGAUGUGAUGCUGUUCUUAGCUGGAGUUGUACUGAUUAUUCUGGGCACCUUUGCUGCCUUAAUAAGGUGUUUAUGCUCCCUGUGUCUGAGAAGAAAAGGUAAACGUGACUAAAAAAAAAAAAAAAAAUCAAAGUAGCAAUUGCAAUUAAAUCUAAACCAUAAAUGGUGUUGCUAUUUCACCAACCUGGUAAUCUGGAUAAACAAACAUGUUUCAUCUUCGGCAUGCAGUUUUUCUUGGCAGGUUGGCAAGUACAUUAUUUUGAAAAAAUAACCAAUGUACAGUGACUUGGCCACUUCAGGGGGAACAUAAUAAAAGCAUUUACAAAGA